UAGAGAGAGAGAGAGAGAGUAGAGAGAGAGAGUAGAUUUGUAAAGCAAAAGCAAAAGAAAAAGUGAUAUGAAAGGAGAGAAUACAAAUAAAGAAUAAAAGGGGUUGAUUUAAGUUGAAGAAGCAAAGUUGUGAGUUGUUACCAUCAAUUGUUACGGAUUGCGAAAAAUGCAGAACCAGGGAAGCUUUGGCAACAGCGGGAGGUUGUCGAGCGACACCGAUGAGGAGUUGUCAAGAUUGGCCAUCUCCUCGUUUCAGGCUAGAGAAGAAGAGAUAGAGAGGAAGAAAAUGGAGGUGAGAGAGAAAGUUGAGUAUCACUUGGGUCGAGCUGAGGAAGAAACUAGGCGUUUGGCGCAAAUUUGGGAAGAGCUUGAAGUGAUGACAGACCCCACAAGGAAGGAAGUGGCAAUUGUACGUAAGAAAAUAGACAUGGCUAACCGAGAGUUGAAAUCACUUGGACAGAGCUGCCAGAAGAAGGAGAAAGAAUAUAAAGAAGCACUGGAGGCUUUUCAGGAAAAGAACAGUGAAAAGGCUCAACUAACUACCACAUUACUAGAGAUGGUGAAUGAAAGUGAGAAAUGGAGGAUGAAGAAGCUGGAGGAACUGAGCAAGAUUUUAAAUCCCGUACACUGAAAUAUGCUAUGAACCCUUUCUCUGUCUCCCAAAUUGAUGUUCUACAUUUAAUAAGAUUAUUCCUAUUCUUGUAUGAGUUUUAGAAGGCAAUAUGACACCUCAAUUUUUUCUGAUGUAAUAUCACAAUAAUUGGUGUCUUAACACUAUUUGGCCCAGAUGAAAGUUGAAAGCAAAAUGAUGAGAGCUUAGCUCA
Messenger RNA from Cornus florida, 824 nucleotides. RefSeq lists its product as uncharacterized. The coding region runs from base 167 to 631 and encodes 154 amino acids. The transcript is spliced from 4 exons. NCBI's taxonomy places the organism in Eukaryota, Viridiplantae, Streptophyta, Magnoliopsida, Cornales, Cornaceae. The record is from RefSeq and is a predicted model, not a curated record.